CUCCUAUUUGUACUACUCAUUGGCGCAGCAGUGCGAAUCACCAUUUCCAAACUAUCCGAACGAACGAAAUGGGUGUACUUAGAAGAAUCUAGCUUAUUCCUUAUGGGUUCAUCAUCAUCGUCCCAAUCCACCAAUCAGAUGGAAGAAGAUUUGCUGCCGAACAUCCCGCCCAAAAUCACCGGCACGGAAGAAGAUUCUCAGCAAAUACUACUGCCGAACCUGCCGCUAGAAAUCAUUGUCGAAGAAAUACUGUCCAGGCUUCCCGUCAAGUCGCUGUUGCGAUCGAGGUGCGUUUGCAAGUCUUGGCGCUCUUUGAUUUCUGAUCCCAAUUUCGCGAGAAUCCAUCUCCGUCGAGCAUCAUCCAGCAACAUUAGUAAUGAUUGCACCCACCAUAGACUCUUAAUAAGUCACGGUGUUAGAUCACAUUCUCUUUACUCUGCUUUCCAUGAACAUUCUGAUGCUGCUGUUAGACUUGAUUACCCAGGGUGUGACCCCCGUGGUCUUGGGGAUGGAGUAAGGAUUUUAGGUUCAUGUGAUGGGUUGGUGUGCAUCGAAACUGCAAGAACUUUGUUUCUGUGGAACCCGUCAACGAGGAAAUCCAAGAGAUUGCCUAGUGUUCGUCUGCCGCCAGAUCAUUUAGCAGCUUAUGGGUUUGGUUAUGAUGCCUCUAUUGAUGAUUACAAAGUGGUGGGAUUCCUUUCUAAUGUGCACAUCGAUAUUGGUUUUCAUUUUGAAGUGGAGGUGUAUACAAUGAGGACAAUGAGGACCGAUUCGUGGAGAAGGAUUGGAGACUUUCCUCAUGGUCAUCAUCCUUACAGAACUUAUCGACAUUGUUCAGGGGUAUUUGUCAACGGGGCCCUCCAUUGGGAUUGGCGUAGGAAGACCAAUGGGAUUAUUGUUUCUCUUGAUUUGGCGACGGAGACCUAUGGAGAGGUUCUGAAACCUGAGUAUCGAGUUGGUCUUUCGCAUGAAAUAAUGUGUGCUGUCAAUGGAUGCCUGUGUGUGAUCCAUGACUACCGCACUUGUGCUGAUGUAUGGGUGAUGAAGGAAUAUGGUGUUAGAGAGUCUUGGACCAAGUUGGCUGCGGUACCUUACAUGGCAAGUGCAUCGAAUUUAAAAUCUACCACACUUGUUUGCGUUUUGAGGAAUGGUGAAGUUUUACUGCAUAUGCUUAACCGUAAGCAUUUAGUUCGCUACAAUCCAAAAGAUGGCACGAUUAGCUAUCCUCCGAUUUUUUUCAAUUUAGAGUAUUCUGGCGUGCAUUCGUACAUUGAGAGCCUGGUCUCGGUUGACAUGGAUGCUGACCAUGGGGUUCCGUGGCAACACCAAUACUAAAGGGAAUAAAGAAACUGUGAACGAGGAGAUGUGAUCAUAUUAUAGUCCUCGUGAAGGGAAGAAUUGUACUUGCUUUGGGUAAGAAAUUGGGUUGUGAUGAGAGGCAGUAGUCAUUUAGUUGUUUUUGUAUGGACAUAAUCUAGUACUUGCACAGCUUUGGAGGGUACCUAUGGGAUGGCUCUUUUGG
Messenger RNA from Rhododendron vialii, 1522 nucleotides. RefSeq names its product F-box/kelch-repeat protein At3g23880-like. Bases 103 to 1335 code for a protein of 410 amino acids. The record is from RefSeq and is a predicted model, not a curated record. Gene Ontology annotation, molecular function: protein binding. Lineage: Eukaryota; Viridiplantae; Streptophyta; Magnoliopsida; Ericales; Ericaceae. The transcript has 2 exons.